Peronospora matthiolae is the source of this 567-nucleotide messenger RNA. The record is from the annotation of a GenBank genome assembly. NCBI's taxonomy places the organism in Eukaryota, Oomycota, Peronosporomycetes, Peronosporales, Peronosporaceae.
AUGAAGAACGCCCUUGCGCUCAAGCAUCUCGCAGAGAGCCUUGUGCUCCCGAUGGUGGGCAUCAACAAGGGUCUGAAGAGCAGUUAUCUCAUCCCGAGACCGAUCAACAAUCCCACGAGCUACCCUUCGCUCGUCACGCAGAGAUGUCAGAGAUCUCUCGUUCUCAAGCUGAGCAAAGACAAACUCACCUCGAUGCUUCAAGACAGUGUCCGCCAGUUGAAGACGCCUGCCCCGCUCAUGCUCGAGGUCGCCGUGCAACGCAAGAGUUACGCGAUCAAAGAGGCUGUCGGGAACACAUGCUUACCCACGAUUAGCUAUCUAGUUGAGCAGCUGUUGAACCACCGCGACGUGAACGGACGUCGGACGAGUUAUCUCGUCUGGUGGCGCGGCUAUCACCCGUUCUGGGAUACUUGGGAGCCCCGCUCCCAACUGAUGAUCGACGUACUGGGUCUGGUUGAGCCGUACGAAGCGGCAGAUCCUGUGCCGCAGAAGGACCGCCGGAGAAAGUCUUCCCGGCACGGUCGUAAAGGGAUUUCAGGUUGUCAAUCCCUUCGUACAUCUCACUAG